AUGGAUUUUUCAACAAUACUUUCGAGUUCAAUUGUCGAGUUGCUAUUGUUAAGUGGAAUGUUUCGCUGCGCCGAAAAAGUUGUUUCGCGAAUUUCGAGAAAUAAAAUGAAAAAGAAAAGUUUCUCUGUAGUAGGAGUGUUUCGCUGCGCCGAAAAAGUUGUUUCGCGAAUUUCGAGAAAUAAAAUGAAAAAGAAAAGUAGGAGAGAAGAUUCUGAACCGAGUGUUCAGGAGAAUAAAGAUUGCUCAUUUCAGAAUGGCAAAGAUUCGCCUGCAACAAAAUGUGACUUCUCGAAUCUAGACGAGUCGCAGUUGCAAGCAAAUAAGCAGAAGAAAGGAAAGUUUAUGGGAUUUUUAACUAAUUUAUUCCAUAAAUUUUUGUUGUGUUGUUGCAUUUCAGGCGAGAUUUCUGGUUCCGAAACUUACGAACCGGAAAAGAAACUCGCAGAUUCAAAGCAAGAACACGACCGUUUCGAUAAAGCCAAAUAUUAUAUUGGCAAGUACAAAAUUACUAAAGAAAUUGGACGUGGAAGUUUUGGGACUAUUUAUUUGGCUAAGACCAAAUAUUCUAGAAAGAAAAAGGCUUUAAAAGUCGUAAAGAAGAAAGUCUCUUCUUCUAAUCAGUUUGGUGAAAUCCGGAGAGAAACAAUCGUUUGGAAUUGCGUGUCCGCCCAUCCAAACAUUGUCAGAUUGAUUCGAUUCCUGCAAACUGACACAGCCUAUUGCUUUGUCUCGGAUUUUGUCCAGGGAGAAACUUUGACCGAAUUUGUACAAAAGAAUGGCCCUAUACCGGAGAGAAAAGCAAAAGUGUUUGCCGCUCAAGUGGCCUCUGCUAUUAUGUAUAUUCAUAGUAAUGGAAUAAUACACCGAGACAUUAGUUCAAACAACGUUAUGUUAGAUGUGUACAAAGGUGCACAAGUAAUUGAUUUCGGUCUAUCCACAUACGAACGAAAUCCAAGAGAUUAUUGUGGAACUUUAUCAUUUAUGUGUCCGGAAAUUCUCCAGAGGAAGCCUUACGAUUCGUACUGUGACUGGUGGGCGUUCGCCAUUGUGUUAUUUCAAGCGUUGGUUGGAAGAACUCCUCUAGAGAUUUAUGUAAAAGAAGCUUUCGAUAUUGAUAAUGUGUAUUUAUUGCCCCGUUACGACCGAAUAAGAGCUGCUCUAAAUGUGAAGAUGUCGUAUCCUCCUGCAUUAUCGGAUGAUGCCAGACAUUUUAUUUAUGAUCUAUUGCAAAAGGACCCGUGUAGACGUCCUCUAGAAGUAAAUAUAAGAGAACACGAGUAUUUUCAUAAAGUGCCUUGGCCCAAAAUUACUUAG
This is a messenger RNA of Centruroides sculpturatus (bark scorpion), 1314 nucleotides long. Its product is annotated as serine/threonine-protein kinase Aurora-3-like. The transcript has 13 exons. Gene Ontology annotation, molecular function: ATP binding; protein kinase activity. Gene Ontology annotation, biological process: protein phosphorylation. Lineage: Eukaryota; Metazoa; Arthropoda; Arachnida; Scorpiones; Buthidae. The record is from RefSeq and is a predicted model, not a curated record. The coding region runs from base 1 to 1314 and encodes 437 amino acids.